GGCUCUUGAUGGAUCCACACCGCCUUCAGUUUCACAACCUCCGGGUUGAUUGCCUGGAUCUCUUGCCAAUCAUUUUGUGAGCCUCACCCAAUAUUGGAAGUCUGAAAUCCAUUGCCCAAGUUGCAGAAAGCGUGAAGAGCAGUAGUUAUGGCGUCAGAAGUGGCCGAGAAUGUUAAAGUCUCCGACCUCACCGAGCACCAGGAGAACCGAGAUCAACAGAAUGUGGUGGACAGGGUGACUAACCUGCCUCUUGUGAGCUCUGCCUGUGAAAUGGUAUCAGCUGCCUACAACAGCACCAAGGAGAAUCACCCGUACGUGAAGACCAUUUGUGAUGUUGCUGAGCAGGGAAUGAAGACUAUCACAGCUGUGGCUGCCAGUGGUGCCAAACCAAUCGUGGACAAGCUGGAGCCUCAAAUUGCUGUAGCUAAUGAAUAUGCCUGUAAAGGCUUGGAUAAACUGGAAGAGAAGCUUCCAAUCCUUCAACAGUCUACACCCCAGGUUGUUGCUGAUACCAAAGAGAUGGUUUCAUCCACAAUAACUGGAGCCAAAGAUGCAGUCUCCAACACAGUGACUGGAGCGAAAAAUGCAGUAACUGGUGCUGUAGAUAUGGCCAAGGGAGCAGUCCAUGGCAGCAUAGAGAAGACCAAGUCAGUGAUGGCUGAAGGAGUUAACACUGUCAUGACGUCCAAAGUAGGGCAGAUGGUGGUCACUGGUGUCGACAGUGCACUCAAUAAAUCUGAAGAGAUAGUUGAUCACUAUCUUCCUAUGACCGAGGAGGAAUUGGCAAAACUAGCUACUUCUGUGGAAGGCUUUGAGGUGGCCCCAGCACAAACGCAGAGUUACUAUGUGCGCUUGGGAUCUUUAUCUUCAAAGAUUCGUCAUAGAGCUUACCAGCACUCUGUUUCUAAGAUGCAGAAGGCAAGACAAACCAGCCAAGAUAUUAUGGCUCAGCUUCACAACACUGUGGAUUUGAUUGAAUUGGCCAGGAAAGGAGCAGAUUCCGCAAAUCAGAAACUGCAUGAUGUCCAGGAGAAACUGCAUCAGACCUGGAUUGAUUGGCAGAAGAAACAGGCAAAAGGUCAAGUGGAGGAAGAAGGGGUUCAGAAGCCAGAGCUCGAAUCCCAAACCCUAACCAUGACUCGCGGUCUCACCCAGCAACUACAGACGACCUGCCUAACUCUCGUUUCAAAUGUACAUGGCCUCCCUCAACACGUUCAGGACAAAGUGCAGCAGAUCCGCAAAACAGCAGAGAGUAUCCACACCUCGUUCUCAUCUGCCAAUUCCUUUGGUGAUCUUUCUGGGCAGCUCCUGGCACAAAGCAAAGAGCAGAUGCUGAAGAUCCGGGAGUCCAUGGAUGGGGUGAUGGACUAUGUACUUCACAACACUCCACUCAACUGGAUGGUGGGUCCAUUCGCUCCACAACUGACAGAGCGGCCGCAGUCAGAAGAGAUGGUUGAAAUGGAUCAAGUUCAAAAUUAGACAUGACCUGCUUAGAUUGAUAUUAGUGGGUGGUUUAUCUCCUGAGACAAACUUUUAUUAGGUUUAGUAAUCUGAGAAUUUGAAUUGACCUGGCUGGUUUGACUAAAUUGUAUUUCUGUCUACACAAUCGGCAAAUGUGUAACUUUUUUUUAAAAUCUGGAGUCUCUUAAUUAAAAAUCCCAUGCUUACUUAACUGGAGAUGACUAAAAUGCACAAUGGCACUGGAGCGGAUGACGCAGAAGUAUUAAGUCUAUAAAGUCUAAAGAUUUGGUUCUCCAUGAUAUUCAUAUCUGAAUUUUGACAUGUGAAAAUCAUAUUGCAAUCCUGACUAUUUGACCAAAAGGUUAUUCUGAUCCAAUUGGAGUGUGACCUGUGGUGGUUUUUUUUCACUUCUGCUGUUGUAUAAAGUUCUAAAUCUACAACUUCAGGUGUUUGUCUUUUGGAACAUGUACAAGACAAAAUCAUGUAGUUUUGAUUGAGUUCUGGACCUGAAUUUUAAAAACUCAUUAUUGUUAAUCUUUUGAAACCUUGAAAGAGCUAGGUUAUCUGCAUCUUCAAAAUAUGUACAAGACGCGCGAUAAAGUAAAAGUGGCAACAUUGGUUGACUUUUUUUCUGGUUUCAAAUUGCUUGUCCUCAUUAUUAAUUUUUGAGCACUUUAUGUGCAAUUUUAGCCAAUUAGAGCACCAUAUACCUGGAGGUUUGCAUCACUUUAAGGUUUUUUCAGUGUUUCCAAUAAAUAAACCAAAACCAGUGCUGUCACUUUAUGGAAAAUUUAACCAUAUUGUACUGUAAUAUGUAAAAUUCUUAUUGGCUUUUCACCUUUAUAAUCUGACUAACUACUAGACCUGUAUAAGAGGUUCCUUUGGCAGAGGAUAAACACAAGUGGAUUAGUAGCAGAUUGACUUGUUUAAAAUAAAGUGCACAUUUCAUUUCUAA
This is a messenger RNA of Chiloscyllium plagiosum (whitespotted bambooshark), 2416 nucleotides long. The record is from RefSeq and is a predicted model, not a curated record. Lineage: Eukaryota; Metazoa; Chordata; Chondrichthyes; Orectolobiformes; Hemiscylliidae.